UUGAAUCUCUGAUCUAACGCAGUAGUCUACGCCAGAAUUAAAUUGUAUAAAUAAAUCAUAAAAGUAACCGCAGUAUUGUCCAAGCGCACAUUCCCUUAACGAAUUCUCCGUAUUUUACAAAAAUCUAAUUCCAAUGUAAUAAAGGUUAUCCAAAUAGAGGGUUUCGGGUUAAUAUCCGAAAAAGUGUGAAGUAAAAUUUUUAUAUAAAACAUAGACAUAAAACAUCGUUGAAAGUGACAUCGCUGCAUCGAUGUUUUUAGAUUCGAGACAUCGAUGGCUAACAUCGAUGUUUCAAAAACAUCGAUACAUCGUUUGCAUCCCUAGAGAUGAAGCACCCAAAAACGUAUCUAAGAACUUAAUAGGUAUCAAGGCUAGAUAAUAAAUAAUAUACAUAUUGCAUUAUUGAAAAAUAAUUUAUAAUCCGUUUAGAAUAUUGCUGACUUUUAAAAGUUAUUAAUUGAUUUGUAAAACUUGACUCUGAGUAUCACCAUUACCGUCUUCAGAUACUGGAGAGUACUCCCAUAACCUAUACGGACUUUCAAACGAACUUUUGUGUUACAUAUAAUGGAGUAUAUAGAGACUAGAAUAGUUUAAUGAGGCCCCUGCAUAUAAAUAAACUUCACAAAGGAAACUGAGAAGCAAAACUUCGGAAGUACUGUUUUUUAAGAAAUAAAUACUCAAGGGAAAUUGAGAAAGGCACUGAAAAUUGUAUGAAAAUAGAAUACGUUUGAUUCUGGAGAUUGGCGCGCAUUAUUCUUAAAUAUCUGACUUGACAACAAUCUGAUUCCGAUUUCCGAAAAUCAGAUAUCUGAACAAUUUACAACCCACAAAAAAGUUACCCCUGUCAGCUAAUCAGCAAAAACAUUUAACGUGAAUUCGAUGUGAAACGAUUACAACUUGUAAAUCACACAGCACUAAUUGCUUCCAGCUCGUGCUUUUCUCAAAGUGUACGCAUACUCCACAGUGUCAUAGUUGCUAAUCAGACGCAAACAUCGAAGGCAUGUACGCGACGUCGAGGAAGUGUGGAACAAGCAAACAUACACGCGCUAAAACCCCGAACGACACACCAACGCCACGGCGACAGAGAGUUAUUGCCCGCGUUACGGGCGUUCGAGUGUGCGGGCAUACACACUGCUAUUGACUAGCCACGUAUUAGCGGAUUCAAUUGAGCACUCAGUUGUAAUUGGUGUGUUAAAGCCGCUGGACGAAAAACUUGGCAAAAACGCUUGAAAUGUGAAAUAUAGUACCAUACAGUGCGCAUAUGGAACUAUAGUGAUAUAUAGUGGUGAAAAACAUAUAGAAAAAAGUAAAAGCAAAAAUCAUAUAAAGAAUUAAAUGAUCAUUCAGAGGAAGAACGCAGCAUGGACGACAAAUUGGUGUGUGACGAAGUACAUUUACGUACAUUAAGCCAAUCACCGCUGGCGCUGCAACGCCUACAACAACAUAGACAGAGUAAUCAGAGCACACAGAGUACAACAAAAACCAUAACACCAAUUCAAAGACGACGCUGUUCAGGCGGGAAUGCCAUAACUAUCAGCAACGAAUUUGAGCUUCCACGACCCCCGCUGGCUCAGCACGAGCUACUCGACGAUGACGGCGACGAUGAUCCUAAAUGCCAGCGAACCAGUAUGAAGAAUCCCACAACCAUUUCUCUAACACUUGAUAUAACCGAUAACGGUGAUAGCGGCGUCGGUGGCGAUGAUGAAACCGACUGUGGUCUCAGUAAUCCCGCAGUACAAACUGAGGACAAUGACGGACUUAUAAUAGCUGAAACACAUAAUGAGGAUUUAAUUGACUCGAGCAUACUGCGUGUGAAGCACUUGCCCGACAUGUCGAAGAUACCACGGCUCCCUGGCGAUGGCGCACAUUCAGUGGAUGAUCAACGCACAGUCAAGUCAUACCCCUCCGCCACACCGACUAAGUCAUGCGCUGUCAGUUCGAAGCGACCCACAACGGACAUUGACCGCAUGCGGGUUAAGAACACCCCGCUGCGUGUGCAAUCCGUUCGCAUCGUAGAGCAGAGAAUGAAGCUCGGUCCGAAAAGACGCACCGAAAGCUGCAGCAUAUUUGGAAAUACGAGCAAUUAUGAUUGUGAGGCAGAGGAGGGAAAGACGAUAUCGGAGCCAAGGCCACUUAACAAUCAAACCUAUGCAGCUUUCAAGAGUGCCAACGUUGUCAAGGGCAUUUUGUGUCCAUCUCUCACGAAUUCGUUCAAGCAACAUUCGUUGGAACGUUCAUAUCUAACAUACACUCAUCGUCAACGUCAAAAGUCACUGAUCAUUGUCAACCUGGUUGAUUUUAUGCUUAAAGUGACGCUCGCAGUCAUUUGGUUCAUUAAAGAGAGCAAGCGUGAAGGCAAAGCGUACAACUACAGCAACAGCACCAUAUCAUAUUAUGGCGAUGGAGAAGUGAAAUUGGCCACAGCAAUCACCUGGUCUGUUUGUUGUAUUGUCGCCAAUGUGGGCAUUUGCUGUUUGGGAUUUUGGAGAUGCUUCGCCAACAAUUAUUUACAUUGGGCAGCUGUGUGUACUUGGGUACUGAUGAAUAUACAGGGUUUCGUUGGCGAAGGUAUUGGCUUCACGUAUCGCGAAUACUUGGUCUGGUACAUCCUGUUCGUGAUAUUUGUGCCGUAUGCAAUGCUGCCGCUGCCACUGAAGUGGUGCGUCGUCGGCGGCACCAUCACCGCUAGUUGUCAUCUGGCCGUAAUUACGAUAAUUAAAGUUAGACGAAAAGAACAAGCAGAUUGCAUUGCCUUUCAAGUGUUCGCCAACUUCAUAUUGUACACGGCAAUUAAUGUGGCUGGCAUGUACACCAAGUAUCUGACAGAUCGUGGACAGCGCCUUGCUUUCAUCGAAACACACAAAGCCAUGGAACACAAAAAGGAGUCAGAGAAGGAGUUGCAGCGUACACAAAAGUUGCUGGACUCAAUACUCCCCAACAUUGUGAACAAUCAAAUACGCGCCGAAAUGUAUAAAGGCACCGAUCCCACCGUCGAGACACAAUUUAAUAAACUCUACGUGUAUCCAAUGGACAAUGUCAGUAUACUAUUCGCGGAUAUCAAGGGUUUCACUGAGUUAGCAAGUAAAACUUCCGCUCAACAGCUUGUCAAAAUACUAAACGAUCUGUUUGCUCGUUUUGAUCGCAUUGCCGAGGACAAUCACUGUUUACGUGUGAAACUCUUGGGCGAUUGCUAUUAUUGUGUGUCGCAGUUCGAGAGUGACAACUGGAAGACCCGACCGGAUCAUGCGGUGUGCAGUGUGGAGACUGGACUGCACAUGAUAAAGGCCAUCAAGGAUGUGCGGCUACACACGCACGUCGAUUUAAAUAUGCGCAUCGGCAUUCAUAGCGGCUCGGUGAUGUGCGGCGUAUUGGGCAAUAAAAAAUGGCAUUUUGAUGUUUGGUCGAACGAUGUUAUUAUUGCAAAUCACAUGGAAUCUGGCGGUAUUCCCGGGCGUGUACACAUCUCCGAGGCCACACUGAAGUGCCUCAACGAGGCUUACGAAGUGGAGCCGGGCAACGGCGGUAGCCGUGACAAUCACUUGAAAAUGAUGAACAUCAAAACGUAUCUUAUCAAGCGCACCGAACCGUUACGGCCGAAGCGUCGCUUUGGCACACGCAGCAGUCAACACUUAGCCAACACCAUUGGCACGGCGACCGGCGGCAGCGACGCCAGCUCCCCAACCGCAGUCACAACACCCGCCAGCAUGGGCUCCAAAUCCAUAUCCACCACAACUGGCGUGGAUACGCCACAACAACAACUUGGACAUCCGCUCACAACACCACUUGCACCGUUGGCUGCGUUGCAAAAGAAGAAUAUUUCGGUGAACUCUCUGCCGAAUGUGAUGGAAGGUGUGGCAUUGGGUAAUGGUGGGCGCGUGGGUGAUGGCAUUAAUGGGCCCAGCAGCAACGGUGCGGGCGGCGGUGCUGGUGCUGGAGAUUCAACGGGCUUAUCGACUGUCUCUUCGCCGACCACGAUGACAGCGCCCACCACAGUGGUCGAUCAACAGCCGCUAAAAAUGAACGGUGCGACAGCGAGUUCCCAGAAUCUGGCAAGCACAAUCGACCCGAAAGCAUUAAUUAUUGAGGAUGAACCGACCACGGAAUGGACACCGGAAAUUCCAUUCAAAAAUCUCAAUUCACCGCAGGACGGUCUCAACCGGAGUGAUUCGGUGUUGGCCGAUGCUAAGCAGGACCACGGACAUUCAACGACUGCAUUGGAUGAAGAGAUUGACGAUUUCAUUGAACAGAAUAUACAAAUAAAUUCCAAUAAGGAAAUCAGACGAGAGUACCUGAAUACAUGGACCUUAAAAUUUAAAGAUCGCAGUCAAGAGCAGAAAUUUUGUCAAUUACGUGAAGAUAUGUUUAGAUCGAAUAUGCUAUGUAUUUUCAUCAUAUGGCUAUUUAUUGUGAUGUGUCAAGUCAUUAUAAUACCGCGCUGCACCAAAUUAAUAAUCUGUCUGGUCGUCGGAACCAUUUGCUUAACAUUCUCUUGUGUGCUGGUCAUGGCGGAGGAGUUCUCAAACUUGCCACUUUAUCUGAAACAGAAUUCCGCCAAACUUGUACACCAACGGCGACGAAGAACCUUCUUCAUUUGCAUUGUUAUAAUAGUGAUGUCGGUUUUAAGUGCAAUUGGCUUGGCAAUUUGUCCGGACUCCACAUACGCGUUCGACAAUACAGACGUCAAUAACAACAACACCAGUAGUCAGUUAAACAAUGCCAACAACAAUGCAAUCACUGCUUUAUUGGCAAAUGGUAGUGAAAAGGAAAUCAAGUUGAAUGUGUACUUAUCGGCAACAAUACAUCACAAUAUCACCAUUAAUACUGGCAAUGGCACAAUCGUCGAUACAUUCAUCACGGACAACCUCACUGCGGCACCAGCUGGCGAACUGGUGCGCCAGAGCAUCGUUAAUGCGCUCAAUCUAACGCAAACACCAAUAAAUCUGCUAAAUGCAACGAGCAAAACAUUGGAAACAUUUGAGCAAUCGCCGCGCGCCAUUUUAUUGGCAGCAGCAGCUGCCAACACCAACGACAAUGAAUCGGAUUUGGUAGAUGCAAAUAGCGCAGAACUUUUCAAUAGUUUCAAUGUGUUAAGCGUCCCGGACGAGCUGGAGCGUCGCAAAAAUGAUUGUGCGCAUCCUGAGUAUAUCAUUUUCACCUGGGUGCUGUGUCUGGUAUCGCUGGCCACGGCGCUGAAGCUGUAUUAUCUCAUCAAAACAUGUAUGGCGUUGGCUAUGGUUGGCUGCUAUAUGAUCCUGAUACUGACCUAUCCAACACUUUACCAAUCGUCUGCGGCGAAUUUCGAAUACCAACGCAUGGCAGUGCCCGUGGAUGUGCAGAUGCUGAUAUUGUUGUGCUCUUUUCUGGUAAUGGUGGGCUAUCAUGCCCGCCUUGUGGAGGUCACCUCCCGUUUGGAUUUCAUUUGGAAGGAGCAAGCUGAACGUGAAUUAAUGAAUAUGAAAUCGAAUCGCGCACUCAACGACACAUUAAUCAAGAAUAUUUUGCCUCAUCAUGUAGCUGCCUAUUACCUGUCCGAUGAGCACACAGAUGAAUUAUAUUCAAAGAAUCAUUCACUAUGUGGCGUUAUGUUCGCUUCCAUACCCAACUUCCAGGAUUUCUAUUCGGAGGACAUCGAUAACGGCAAAGCAUGCAUACGAAUCUUGAAUGAAAUUAUAUGCGACUUCGACGAACUUUUGGAGGAGCCGCGCUUCGCCUCCAUCGAGAAGAUCAAAACAGUUGGCGCCACAUACAUGGCCGCUUCCGGUCUCAAUUCAGCACAUCUCCACGCACGCGGCGAAACAGCGGAGGAUAGCAUUUGUGACCUGGUGGAAUUCGCGUUUGCAAUGAAGCAAAAGCUCGAAGAGAUCAACAAGGAGGCAUUCAACAAUUUCCAGCUGCGCGUAGGAAUCUGCAGUGGGCCACUGGUAAGCGGUGUGAUUGGUGCACGUAAGCCUGUCUACGAUAUCUGGGGCAAUACGGUGAACGUGGCCUCACGUAUGGACUCCACCGGCGAGAAUUGGCGCAUACAAGUGCCGACCAAAACUUCGGAACUGCUAAAGGCCAAGGGAUAUACUUGUGUGAAACGCGGCGAGAUUAACGUGAAGGGUAAAGGCCUAAUGGUCACGUACUUUGUGCAUCCUAAAGGCGCCAGUGAAAGUCAAUUAUCUUCGCCGAUACGAUUGCCGGCGGGUGUGCCGUUAUCACAGGCGCCCAACUUACAGCGGCAGAUCUCCCACCACGGCUCAUUCAGCGCCGUGGUCUUCGGCAUGUUGCAGGCAUCGAAACGUAGCACCACCAUUGCGGGCACACCGACUGGCACUCCCUCACCGCAAAUACGACGUGGUCGACGUGGUAGUACCUUCAGUUCGGUGCGCCUAUCGCAAAAGUCUACCACCAACAAUCCGGUGAGGCGGAAUACAACACGAGUGCGUGGUCGCUCCUAUCGACAAAAGAAGAGCUCGUCCAACAACUCGAUAGUAACACAGACGAGUAACUCGUAUAUAUCGUCCUUUCGACGCAUCGAUCAGAUCGAAACGACGCUGUCCAAAAGUCAUAAUGAUGCGUUAUAGCCUAUGCGUAAUUGGGUCUAAGGUGCCCUGAGCAUGAAUAACAACAACAACAACAACAAGAACUUUUAAUUACAUAGUACUUACAUAAUGAACUUAUUUAUUGUUGCUAUUAAGAAAAUUCUAGUUUAGACACCCUUAAGCGUAUGUAUGUAAUGUAAUAUGUAUGUGUAUAUUUAGCGAAUAUGAUUAUGUCGAAAGUAAAGACAGAAACACCCCAGUGAGGCCCUGAAUGUAAACUGAUUUCAAUUAAGCGAAAAGUGCAUUUAUUUUUGGAGCAUUUUUUAAGUUAGUUAGACUAUUGGAUAGAUAAAAUGUAUGUACUCUUAGACGAGGCAUUUUACGUACUUAAUUAUCAACAAUUCAAUUACUUAUGGCAAAUGUGAAUGUGAACAGAUUUAGCUUUAUUUUAAAUGUAUGAACAAAAAAAUAUUAAGAAAUUUUAAACAGUAAACAAAUUUUCCUAGAAGCUAAGUAAUCGAAAAUACGAUGCUAAGUAAGCAUAUAUGUGUACAUAUGUAUAAUUGCGUUUAAAACUUUGUUAGAUUUUUAAAACCGCCUCUGAACGGCUAAUAACUUAUAUGUGAAGCUUUUUCCUGUCUAGAAUACACUUACAUUUACUAGUUCUGUUUCUAAAUAUUUAUUGUUUUUGAGAACAUAAUAUCGACCAAUACAAAAAAGCAGAGAACCUUAUUGAAGUGGUUUCAUAGUAUAAAAUAUUCUGUAGAAGGUGCUCACUCGAACUGUUUUCGAGAAAUUUCGAUGAGAUGUUAUUUAUAUUGUACGAAUUUAUUACUUAAUAUUUUCUAAAUAAAUAUGCUUUCCUAAAAUCUACUAAAAUUCGACAGAAAACAAAUUAUUACAACAGUAAUCAGAAGAAUACUUCAUAAAGAUGAAGAUUUAGUCACUUGAAAGCAUGUUACAUAAAAGUAGUCCAAGUUCAUAAGAACCAAUAAUGCCAUGUAUGGUAUUUAAAGCUCCUUGUAUUACUUUGUUGUACUAAGCCUACCUUCAAUAAGUCCAUUUGGUUUAAUUAAAAUGCCAAUUUUUGGAGCACUUAUCAAAAAUUAGUAUUUCGACUUUUUCGAAUAGACUCAUACACUUUUACUAUGUGUACAGAUAUGCUGAACUUAGAGAAGUAUAUGUAGUGGUAUAUAUGUACAAUUUAAAUAUAUAUAUUUAUUUAUGUAUGUGCAUAAACAUAAUUUUAUCAAUUUUUAAACUACUAUUGUUCGUCUAGUCGUUAGCUUUAAAUAAAACACUUAACAAUAAACCAUA
Messenger RNA from Zeugodacus cucurbitae (melon fly), 7841 nucleotides. It is a transcript of the gene Adcy8, whose product is annotated as adenylyl cyclase 78C. Bases 1362 to 6566 code for a protein of 1734 amino acids. Gene Ontology annotation, biological process: adenylate cyclase-activating G protein-coupled receptor signaling pathway; intracellular signal transduction; cAMP biosynthetic process. Gene Ontology annotation, cellular component: plasma membrane. Gene Ontology annotation, molecular function: adenylate cyclase activity. The transcript has 23 exons. Lineage: Eukaryota; Metazoa; Arthropoda; Insecta; Diptera; Tephritidae. The record is from RefSeq and is a predicted model, not a curated record.